UCAACUUUCAACUUUCAAGUUUCAACGAUUGCUACUGGAAUACAGAUGCGAAUCUCGGGUUUUCCAUCUUCCCAUUAACCGAAAUUCUUUCUCCUAACAGCUUGAAUUGCAAAACUGGUGUUGACAAUUUCCCAAUUGUAGAAGGUUUUGGUUCAUGGGAAUUCUAGAUUUGGAGUUCCCACACUAUCAGUGUUUGCAAUUUUGAGAAGUUCUAUUUUGAUUUCGGUGAGUUUUAAUGUUGGUAUGGCUUCAAAAGUUGAGAAUAGUAAAGCAUGGAAAUGGGGGUUGGGUCUGGUGUAUAUAGUUGCUGUGGCCACAAUUUGGAUAGCUGCUAGCUUUGUAGUACAGUCUGUUGUUGAUGGUGGUGUGUCACCAUUCCUUGUUACUUACAUCUGCAACUCAUUGUUUGUGGUUUUGAUACCAAUUGUUGAAAUUGGGCGAUAUUUGGAGGAUUCUUGUGGCAGUGGUUGCUUUUGGAGCGCGAAGAAAGCGAGCCAACAUUCAGAAAGUGUGAAGGAGUCAGAGCAGGCUAUACUCCUUGAAGAGAAUGAUGUAGGGAACGAGGGCAAUGAAUCAUUGGUUGUGGAUGAUGAGGUUGGCAUCAGCGAACAAAGGAACUCUGGUUCCAUAUUUCUGCCACCGGAAAACAGGGUUGAGGUGUUGCCUGGUCAAGUUAAUGUGAUUGAGAAUGUUGAUAAUCAGCUGGAUGAGAAAGGGCGUUGGACACGGUGGAGGGUGGCCAAAGUUAGUCUAUUGAUAUGUCCAUUUUGGUUUCUUGCUCAGCUCACUUUUAACCUGUCGUUGAAGUAUACUACGGUCACAUCAAAUACAAUUUUGAGUAGUGCAUCCAGUCUUUUUACCUUCUUGGUCUCUCUUGCAUUCUUGGGUGAGAGGUUUACUUGGUUAAAGCUCUUUAGUGUUCUUCUUUGCAUGGGAGGAACAAUAAUUGUGAGUCUUGGAGAUUCAAAAAGCACUUUAAAAACAAUCGCAUCGAAUCCGCUUCUUGGAGACAUCUUUGCAAUUGUUUCGGCAGGACUAUAUGCGGUUUAUAUAACCCUAAUUCGCAAGAACAGUUAUUCAUUAUUAUUAGUAGCUUGACAUUGUGGUUUAGUUCUUUUACAUGAUUGCUGUAAAAUUGCAAUCGGUAUUUACUAUUUAAGGAGGAGAUCUACCUAUUUUACCUUUUCUGCCAUCGAAAUUGUGCUAUUCUUUCUGUGUUCUGCAACAGGACUGUUUGAUAAUGUGCUGAGUGAUUACUUGUGGGCCAAGGCUGUUCUUCUCACAUCAACCACAGUAGCAACUGCUGGCCUUACGAUUCAGGUUCCAUUGGCCGCCAUCGUGGAUACCUUGACUGGCCGUGCUCCUCGCCUUAUGAAUUAUCUGGGAGCGAUAGCUGUCAUGGUUGGCUUCACCGGAAUUAAUAUUCCUCUUGAGACUUUAUGUAACAAAAGAGAAGCUAACAUCGAAUUGGAAAAUAAUGUCAGUUUAGGAAAAGAAGAGUUUACAAUCCCGAGAGGUGAAGAUUCGGCUGCCAUACCUUAGCAUGUAAUUGGAUUCAUUUUCCGUGUUAGUUAACGAAUUGAUCUUGUAACUCCACCAAGUUAGUUGCAAUGGCUGCUAUUACCAGGCACAGAAGUAGAACGAGAACAAGAGAAUAUAGUUUAAAGGUGGCAUACGUGAGUUUGCACAUGCACUUGAAGUUGGAGAGAAAUGGAGACUGCCUUGGGUUCAUAAAUUGCUUCUCGAUCGAAAUAGCAUGGUGAUUGGUUCCUCACCUUUCUACAAGCAUAUACGGUUUGAAUUUCUGUAUUUUUGUACAUAUACAUACACAGGUCUAUUUUUGCUAUUCUUUGGAGGGUGCUUAUGGAAAUAGGAACGACAAUGGCACCAAGAGUGAAGAGUCAGAGAUGUUCUUUGAAUGUUCAUUAUACCCUUUAAAUGUUUUGCAGAUUUGAAUCUAGUUGCUUUGCCAA
Molecule: messenger RNA, 1973 nt
Organism: Arachis duranensis
Lineage: Eukaryota; Viridiplantae; Streptophyta; Magnoliopsida; Fabales; Fabaceae
Exons: 4
Biological process (GO): regulation of peptide transport
Cellular component (GO): membrane
Source: RefSeq, a predicted model, not a curated record